GUCAAAUCGUCGUCGUUGUUCCUGCGUCACGACGAAACCAGACGUUUUUUUACAGUAUAGAUGCAGAUAGUAAGAGGCCUGGGUUUCUGUCGCUUCGGUUCAGCGUCGUCGAAAUCCUUUCCCCUCGGAACCCGUGUCUUUGGGAAAUCUGUGACCACCACCCACCCGUCCAGGAUGGCAUCAACGUCUUCGGUACAUGCACAGCCACAGAGCAAGAAGCUCCGCUACAUUGAUAUUGGUAUAAACCUAGGUGAUCCUGUCUUCCGCGGCGAGUACCAUGGCAAACAAGCCCACGAGGACGACUACGAAGAAGUGUUGCGACGAGCGUUCGACGUCGGGUGUGAAAAGUUCAUGAUCACUGGUUCUGAUUUAAAAGAGUCGCGCCACGCUAUCGAUCUUGCCAAAGCCCACCCAGGUGUGUGCUUCGGCACGGUGGGUGUACAUCCUUGCUCCGCAAAACAAUUUGAUAGCCAUCCAGGAGGGCCGUCGAAGCUGCUGGAGGAACUCAAGAGACUUGCGUUGGAUUCUAAAAGGAGUGGACAUGCGGUGGCAUUUGGCGAGAUAGGGCUAGAUUACGACCGCUUGUUCCUCACGGGAAAGGAGCAGCAGCUGAAGUACUUCGAGGCGCAACUGGACCUUGCCGUAGAAGUGCAGCUCCCUCUCUUUCUGCACUCGCGUGCCGCCGCCGAUGACUUUGAGCGUCUCCUCUCUGCCCGAUUACCCCAAUUACCUCGAAUGGGUCUUGUGCACAGCUUCACGGGUACAAUGGAAGAAAUGCAGCGGCUCGUCGCACUGGGCCUGGACAUUGGCGUGAACGGCUGCUCGAUGAAGACGGAAGAAAACGUAGAAGUUGUGCGAGCUAUACCGCUGGAGAGGCUGCAGAUCGAGACGGACGGGCCAUGGUGUGAGAUGCGGCCUAGCCACGCCAGCGCGAAAUACUUGAAGGGCGCACCGCCGCUCCCAAAGAGCGUCAAGAAGGAGAAGUUCGUAAAGGGCUGCAUGGUCAAGGGCAGGAACGAGCCGUGCGCCAUCACAAACGUCGCAUAUGCUAUAGCUGCCAUCAAGGAGAUUCCUGUCGAAGAGGUUUGCGAAGCUGCGUGGAACAACUCGAUACGUAUGUUUGGGCUUGGUGAGUCUCCGCCUUGAAGAGGUUCACCCAAUACUGCGUUCGAAACGUCCAAGAUUUGCGCUGUGUAGAAAAGAGGAGCAGGCCGGAAGUAGAGAUAGAUCACGGAUGCCCAAAGCUGGAAAGUUUCCGAGCAGCGUAAAGACGCUUCGCUUCGUACUAUCUAGCUACGAGGUCACAAUAUAGAUAACUGUUGCGCAC
Molecule: messenger RNA, 1327 nt
Organism: Verruconis gallopava
Lineage: Eukaryota; Fungi; Ascomycota; Dothideomycetes; Venturiales; Sympoventuriaceae
Exons: 3
Coding region: 61-1146 (361 amino acids)
Cellular component (GO): cytosol
Molecular function (GO): 3'-5'-DNA exonuclease activity
Source: RefSeq, a predicted model, not a curated record